This is a messenger RNA of Puccinia triticina, 393 nucleotides long. RefSeq lists its product as uncharacterized. The transcript has 4 exons. Bases 1 to 393 code for a protein of 130 amino acids. The record is from RefSeq and is a predicted model, not a curated record. NCBI's taxonomy places the organism in Eukaryota, Fungi, Basidiomycota, Pucciniomycetes, Pucciniales, Pucciniaceae.
AUGUUUGACCAGACCCAGAAAACCAUCUCAAGGCUGGUGGCUGAAGGCUUCUCAAGGCUAACGUUAAGUUCAAGCGGCCAAGGCUUCACCCACCAGUCAACAUGUAACAUUUUUUCUCACGCAGAAGCGCACUCAUCUGCUCUCGUUUGUUAUCAGGCUGAAGUUGAAAUAGCAUGGAAUCCCAGGGAGCACAUAGGAGCACAUACCGGUGCAUUCAAACCCAUAAACUCAUAUCCUCGGGUCUUUCGUUCGUUUUGCUCCCAAAGUUAUCCCUACACCAUCACCGCUGUUUCCAGACCUCUAGGUAGUAGACAUCAUCCAGACUCCGUAGCUAACCUCACAGCCUCACACAUACCUGAAUUGGCCUCCUUGUCGUCUGUUUAUCUUCUGUAG